GUCAAACAAGACAACACUGCACACGCGGAGGGAUGGGCGUAGUAAUCAUCAACACCAACACGUAACAUUGUGCUGACGCGGAAAAUCAUCCUCUCUUUGUAUUGCGUGUUAUUUGUUACUUCAUAGCCCGAAGUUCAAUUUACUCUCUGUUCUUCCAUUUCCUAUCAUAUCGUGCCAUUUGACCUGAACCCCUAAUUUUCACUUUCCAUUUCUUCGAUCUCUCUCCGACCAUGACGAUUCCCUCUUCUACGAAUCCAGUUUGUGCAGACGGAUCUUUCAAAAAUGCAAUGCCUUCGUAUUUUUAUUUACCACCACUGGAUGUUUCUGCCGCAUUUCCACAGGCAACACCAGCAUCAACGUUUCCUCCUUCUGCUUCAGAUUAUUUUCAAUUUGACGACUUGUUGACAGCAGAGGAGCAAGCCAUUAGGAAGAAAGUAAGAGAGUGUAUGGAAAAAGAAAUUGCUCCAAUAAUGACCGAGUACUGGGAGAAGGCCAAAUUCCCAUUUCAUGUUAUUCCAAAGCUUGGUGCCUUGCACAUUGCCGGUGGCACGAUCAAGGGUUAUGGCUGUCCUGGUCUUUCUAUCACUGGAAGUGCAAUAGCUACUGCAGAAGUUGCAAGAGUUGAUGCCAGCUGUUCAACUUUUAUUUUGGUCCAUUCAUCCUUAGCAAUGCUUACUAUUGCAUUGUGUGGAUCAGAAGCUCAGAAGCAAAAGUAUCUGCCUUCUCUGGCACAGUUUCAGACUGUAGCAUGCUGGGCUUUGACUGAACCUGACUAUGGAAGUGAUGCCAGUGCUUUGAAGACCACUGCCACAAAGGUGGAGGGAGGAUGGAUACUUGAGGGCCAAAAGCGGUGGAUAGGAAACAGUACAUUUGCUGAUGUUUUGGUUGUCUUUGCUAGGAAUGCAGCAACGAAUCAAAUAAAUGGAUUUAUUAUUAAAAAGGACGCACCUGGUUUAACAGUAACAAAAAUAGAGAAUAAAAUUGGACUUAGGAUUGUACAGAAUGGUGACAUUGUUAUGAGAAAAGUUUUUGUCCCUGAUGAGGACAGAAUUGCAGGAGUAAACUCUUUUCAGGACACAAACAAGGUGCUUGCUGUUUCACGUAUAAUGGUUGCUUGGCAACCCAUUGGUAUAUCAAUGGGCAUAUAUGAUAUGUGUCACAGGUAUCUAACAGAGAGAAAACAAUUUGGAGCUCCAUUAGCAGCUUACCAAAUCAGCCAACAGAAGCUUGUCCAAAUGCUUGGAAAUAUUCAAGCUAUGAUUCUUGUUGGUUGGCGUCUGUGCAAAUUGUAUGAGAGUGGUAAAAUGACUCCAGGUCAUGCUAGCUUGGGAAAGUCAUGGAUCACUUUGAGAGCAAGAGAAACAGCUGCUCUGGGCCGAGAAUUGCUAGGUGGCAAUGGAAUUUUGGCUGAUUUUCUUGUGGCGAAGGCAUUUUGUGAUUUAGAACCAAUCUAUACCUACGAAGGCACGUAUGACAUCAACACUUUGAUUACAGGUAGAGAAGUUACUGGCUUUGCUAGCUUUAAACCAGUUGCGCAAAGAAGCCGAUUGUAGAAGUGUAAUGCAUUGUUUCUUUUGUACACUCCUCUAGGCAACUUCAAUGUAUGCAAUGUGGUUGUGACUACUCUGUUGGUUAAUGUAUGAAAUUAAGCCAUGAGAAACAUAUAAUACUUAUAAAAACACUUGUGUAGAUGACUAAUAAUGAGCAAAGAAUCAUCAGAUUUUUCAGUUUUGUCUA
Vigna radiata var. radiata (mung bean) is the source of this 1737-nucleotide messenger RNA. RefSeq names its product acyl-coenzyme A oxidase 4, peroxisomal. NCBI's taxonomy places the organism in Eukaryota, Viridiplantae, Streptophyta, Magnoliopsida, Fabales, Fabaceae. The record is from RefSeq and is a predicted model, not a curated record. Bases 231 to 1553 code for a protein of 440 amino acids. The transcript is spliced from 13 exons. Gene Ontology annotation, biological process: fatty acid beta-oxidation. Gene Ontology annotation, cellular component: peroxisome. Gene Ontology annotation, molecular function: flavin adenine dinucleotide binding; acyl-CoA dehydrogenase activity.